AUGACCAAACCAAAGGUGCUUUUCAUUGGUGACUUGAAUAAGGAUUUGCCCGAGUACGCUCAGUUUGUCAAGAAGGUGGAGCCUGUGUUCUAUGAGUUACCAGAUAACAAGGAACAGUUGAUCAAGGACUUUAGAAAUAAGUUCAACGAUGUCCAGGCUAUCUAUGGUGCAUGGUUGGGCUUUGUGCCUCUUGGUGGGUUCACUGGCGACAUCUUGGAAGGUGCUCCUAAGUCGUUGCGUGUGGUGUCCAUCUGUUCUGUUGGUUUCGAACCAUACAACGGCGCCAGAAUGGCCGAAAAGGGUAUCAUCUUGACCAACGUGCCCUCUGACGGUGCUUCCAAGCCGGUUGCUGAAUUGGUCUUGUACAAUGCAUUGUGUGCUUUUAGAAACUUCCCGGCUUUCACUACAUCCUUCACUUCUGAUAUCAACCAUACUGUGAAGUUGAGAAAGCUUCUUGACUCCAACAAGUUCGAUUCGGUCAAGGGUAAGUGCCACCUUGAUGCUGUUCAUGGCUACUCUUUCGGUCAUUAUGCUGGUGGAAGACCAUGUUUGAGUCCAAACGGUCACAAUGCUGUGAUUGUUGGUUUCGGUAACAUUGGCCAGACAAUUGCACAGUACUUGGCUAAUGUCGGUAUGAACAUCCAUUACGUCAAGAGAAACCCUCUUCCAAAGGAGGAGGAAGAGAAGCUUGGUUUCCCUGUUCAUUACCACAAAACUCUUCUUGACGCUAGAGACCACGCUGAUCUUGUGGUCAUUGCAUGUCCCGGUACUCCAGAGACCUUCCACAUGAUUAACGCUGAAGUCAUUGAUGCCAUUUCCAAGCCAUUCCGUAUCAUCAACAUCGGAAGAGGCCCAGUCAUUGAUGAACAGGCUUUGGUUGAUGGUCUUAAGCAAGGUAAGGUGUUGUUUGCUGGCCUUGAUGUGUUCGAAAACGAGCCUCUGGUGAAUCCAGAGCUCUACAACCGUCAUGACGUCGUCUUGACUCCACACAUUGGUGCUUCUACCAAGGAGAACUACGACUACACAGCAGUCAUGGCCAUGAAGAACAUUGAAAAUGUAUUGUUGGAAGGAGGUGAGGGAAUCAGCAAGGUGAACUAG
Candidozyma haemuli is the source of this 1098-nucleotide messenger RNA. RefSeq lists its product as uncharacterized. Lineage: Eukaryota; Fungi; Ascomycota; Pichiomycetes; Serinales; Metschnikowiaceae. Gene Ontology annotation, molecular function: glyoxylate reductase (NADPH) activity; hydroxypyruvate reductase [NAD(P)H] activity; NAD binding. The transcript has a single exon. The record is from RefSeq and is a predicted model, not a curated record. Bases 1 to 1098 code for a protein of 365 amino acids. Gene Ontology annotation, cellular component: cytosol.